UGUGACUCAACCAAGACUAACUCCCCACUCCUACGUAUAAAAAGACCCCAUGAAAAAUAUAUAUAAUGCAUGGCCAUAUAUAAGAAAUCCUCUAUAGCACCCCUCUCUCUCUCUCUCGCUUUUCCGCCUCUUGUAUUAACAGUUGAGGGGAAUGUUGUCUGGUUCGAUGUCAUUCAUGUGAAGCUCGAACUAGUUCUUAACUGAAUGAUUUCGGACCAGGCUUCAUUCCCCCCAACAGGUUUUGAUUUGCAUCUGCACUAAUUAAAGAAUAUUAAUAUCUUUGCUAAUUCGUCAUCUUUCAAAGGCAGUAGAUAUUAAGAGGUGCAGGAAAGGAGGAUAUGCAUCUUUGGUCGAUUGGUUUUGAUCUGAUGCAAAUCAUUAACAGGGAAAUGAACCACAGAUAAAGCAAUUAUGAAAUUUCAGCCACCAGAUGAUGGCGGCCGGCAUGUCGAUGAUAAUAGCAAACCAACCUUCACUCAGAUCUUUUUAGCCUCCACAAUCGGCUUAAUCAUUGCGGCAGCAAUGCAUUAUCGUUUUCGACAGACAAGGUAUCGAAAGAUCAUCCCACGUUUAAAACUGAAGGGAGACGGCCGAGGAGAGAAGCUUGAAAGCUUCCCUCAUUAUGUAGCUAGGCAAAUGGGAUUUGCAGAUAGGAGAGAAUGUCCGCAUCUCUGCAAGUUAGCUGCAGAAUACAUUUGCAAGAGUGAAAGCUGUGAGGAAGAAAUUUAUGCAUUUUUUUCAGAUGAAAUUGAAGCAGAUUCGCUCUUUGUAAAGCUUCUUGAGGAGCUUGAGAGAUGCAUUCUUAGUUAUUUUGCAUUCCACUGGAGCCAUGCUGAUCUUCUUAUGCAUCAGGUACUGACUGCUGAUGCUGAACCCAAAAAGAAGUUUAAGAACAUUAUCAUGGCAGCGACAAGGGAACAGAGAUUCGAGAGGGUGACAAAAAACCUCAAGGUAGCUAGGGUGUUCAAUACAUUGGUAGAGGAAAUGAAAGCAAUGGGACUAGCUUCAAAUGAUGAUUCGCAAUGUACAGAGGUUAUGGCUCCAGUGGCACACUCUGAUAGAAGUCCAGUCCUCCUCUUCAUGGGCGGUGGAAUGGGUGCCGGGAAGAGCACUGUGCUUAAGGACAUCCUCAAAGAACCAUUCUGGGCAGGAGCAUCAGGAAAUGCAGUGAUUAUUGAGGCAGAUGCCUUCAAAGAAUCAGAUGUCAUCUACAGAGCACUUAGCUCCAGAGGACAUGCUGACAUGAUUCAAACUGCUGAAUUGGUGCACCAAUCAUCAACAGAUGCAGCAUCUUCUCUCUUGGUGACAGCCCUGAAUGAAGGGCGAGAUGUGAUCAUGGAUGGCACACUUUCUUGGAUACCAUUUGUUGUGCAGACAAUAACAAUGGCAAGAAAUGUUCACCGCAAACGUUAUCGCAUGGGAGCUGGUUACAAAGUAAACGAUGAUGGAACUGUAACUGAGAACUACUGGGAGCUGAUUGAAGAAGAAGACCAACAAGACGGAACCAAAAAGAGAAAACCAUAUAGAAUAGAAUUGGUCGGAGUUGUUUGUGAUGCUUAUUUAGCUGUCGUCAGAGGCAUAAGGAGAGCCAUAAUGUGCAGAAGAGCUGUAAGGGUGAGGUCGCAAUUGAAAUCCCACAAGAGAUUUGCAAAUGCGUUUCUAACCUACUGCCAGCUCGUCGAUACUGCCAGACUGUAUUCCACCAACGCUUUAGAAGGCGCACCUAAGUUGAUAGGAUGGAAGGAAAGAGACAAGACUCUGCUGGUUGAUCCAGAUGAAAUAGACUGUCUGAAUAGGGUGGGUAGAUUGAACGAGGAAGCAGACUCCAUAUAUCAGCUUUACAAGCCACCUAACCCAAACAUGGCGCGUGGUUCAAUUUGGAAAGACAUAGUAUUAUCACCAUCAAGGUUAAACAUUCAAAAGGAGUUGAAGUAUUGCAUUCAAAAAGUUGAAGGAUCAAAAUCAUAAACUAGUUUUUCAUCGCAGACGAAGUUCUAAGCUUUUUUAUGUUUCAUGAAGCAAAAGAUCAAGCAGAUACAGGCAUCUGAAUUUUCACCUUGUUUGACAAUAGAAUAUCAUACCAGGGUUGGACCAUGUAUUGCUGGUUUUAUGUGUAACAUUCAUCUUCUUAUUUUGUAUGCUGUUUCUCCCCCAAUUAUGAGGCCUAUUGUAGAAAAUUCUAUAGUACAUCUGGUGGAAUAUUCACUCACUCGCAUGUAAGUGAGUUCUCCAUGAAAUAAAGAGGAUGGAUCCCACAUAAUUAUUAAUGAA
Molecule: messenger RNA, 2271 nt
Organism: Manihot esculenta (cassava)
Lineage: Eukaryota; Viridiplantae; Streptophyta; Magnoliopsida; Malpighiales; Euphorbiaceae
Product: calmodulin calcium-dependent NAD kinase
Exons: 10
Coding region: 412-1968 (518 amino acids)
Molecular function (GO): ATP binding; kinase activity
Source: RefSeq, a predicted model, not a curated record